Prionailurus viverrinus (fishing cat) is the source of this 1404-nucleotide messenger RNA. RefSeq names its product Zic family member 3 (gene ZIC3). The coding region runs from base 1 to 1404 and encodes 467 amino acids. Lineage: Eukaryota; Metazoa; Chordata; Mammalia; Carnivora; Felidae. The transcript has 3 exons. Gene Ontology annotation, molecular function: DNA-binding transcription factor activity, RNA polymerase II-specific; RNA polymerase II cis-regulatory region sequence-specific DNA binding. Gene Ontology annotation, biological process: regulation of transcription by RNA polymerase II; central nervous system development. Gene Ontology annotation, cellular component: nucleus. The record is from RefSeq and is a predicted model, not a curated record.
AUGACGAUGCUCCUGGACGGAGGCCCGCAGUUCCCCGGGCUGGGAGUGGGCAGCUUCGGCGCGCCGCGCCACCACGAGAUGCCCAACCGCGAGCCGGCGGGCAUGGGGCUGAAUCCCUUCGGGGACUCGCCCCACGCCGCCGCCGCCGCCGCCGCCGCCGCCGCCUUCAAGCUGAGCCCCGCCGCGGCUCACGAUCUGUCUUCGGGCCAGAGCUCCGCGUUCACGCCGCAGGGCUCGGGUUACGCCAACGCCCUGGGCCAUCACCACCACCACCAUCACCACCAUCACCACGCCGGCCAGGUGCCCAGCUACGGCGGUGCAGCCUCCGCCGCCUUCAACUCCACGCGCGACUUUCUGUUCCGCCAGCGCGGCUCCGGGCUCGGCGAGGCGGCCUCGGGUGGCGGGCAGCACGGGCUCUUCGCCGGCUCGGCGAGCAGCCUGCACGCUCCAGCUGGCAUCCCCGAGCCUCCUGGGUACCUGCUCUUCCCCGGGCUGCAUGAGCAGGGCGCCGGGCACCCGUCGCCCACAGGGCACGUGGACAACAACCAGGUCCACCUGGGGCUGCGCGGGGAGCUGUUCGGCCGCGCCGACCCGUACCGCCCGGUGGCCAGUCCGCGCACGGACCCCUACACGGCCGGCGCGCAGUUCCCUAACUACAGCCCCAUGAACAUGAACAUGGGCGUGAACGUGGCGGCCCACCACGGGCCCGGCGCCUUCUUCCGUUACAUGCGGCAGCCCAUCAAGCAGGAGCUGUCGUGCAAGUGGAUCGACGAGGCUCAGCUGAGCCGGCCCAAGAAGAGCUGCGACCGGACCUUCAGCACCAUGCACGAGCUGGUGACACAUGUCACCAUGGAGCAUGUGGGGGGCCCGGAGCAGAACAACCACGUCUGCUACUGGGAGGAGUGCCCUCGCGAGGGCAAGUCCUUCAAGGCGAAGUACAAACUGGUCAACCACAUUCGCGUGCACACGGGCGAGAAGCCCUUCCCGUGCCCCUUCCCGGGCUGCGGGAAGAUCUUUGCCCGCUCCGAGAACCUCAAGAUCCACAAGAGGACCCACACAGGUGAGAAACCUUUCAAAUGUGAAUUUGAAGGCUGUGACAGACGCUUUGCCAACAGCAGCGACCGCAAGAAGCACAUGCAUGUGCACACCUCGGACAAGCCCUAUAUCUGCAAAGUGUGCGACAAGUCCUACACGCACCCGAGCUCUCUGCGCAAGCACAUGAAGGUUCAUGAAUCUCAAGGGUCAGAUUCCUCCCCUGCUGCCAGUUCAGGCUAUGAAUCUUCCACUCCACCCGCUAUAGCUUCUGCAAACAGUAAAGAUACCACUAAAACCCCUUCUGCAGUUCAAACUAGCACCAGCCACAACCCUGGACUUCCUCCCAAUUUUAACGAAUGGUACGUCUGA